Messenger RNA from Pezoporus flaviventris, 1728 nucleotides. It is a transcript of the gene ACTL6A, whose product is annotated as actin like 6A. Gene Ontology annotation, cellular component: SWI/SNF complex; NuA4 histone acetyltransferase complex. Bases 243 to 1373 code for a protein of 376 amino acids. The record is from RefSeq and is a predicted model, not a curated record. NCBI's taxonomy places the organism in Eukaryota, Metazoa, Chordata, Aves, Psittaciformes, Psittacidae. The transcript is spliced from 14 exons. Gene Ontology annotation, biological process: regulation of transcription by RNA polymerase II; nervous system development. Gene Ontology annotation, molecular function: chromatin binding.
CCAGUGAGGAUCGGGGCCCACGAGGAUGAGGGUGCUUCAUGUGACAGCUUUCACUUACAGACGUGGUGUUUUCAGGCCCCCCUUUCUAAUUCUGAUCACCUCCGGGAGAUGAAGUUGGAGCUCUUGUAUUUGACAUUGGCUCGUACACAGUGAGAGCAGGCUAUGCGGGUGAAGAUUGUCCAAAGGUUGAUUUUCCAACUGCCAUUGGUGUGGUGCUAGAAAGGGAUAAUGGCAGUACUCUGAUGGAGAUAGAUGGUGACAAAGGCAAACAAGGCGGCCCAACUUACUACAUAGACACCAAUGCCCUGAGAGUUCCAAGGGAAAAUAUGGAGGCAAUUUCACCUUUAAAAAAUGGAAUGAUUGAAGACUGGGAUAGUUUCCAGGCAAUUUUGGAUCACACUUACAAGAUGCAUAUUAAAUCUGAAGCAAGCCUGCAUCCUGUCCUUAUGUCCGAAGCACCAUGGAAUACUAGAGCAAAGCGUGAAAAACUGACUGAAUUGAUGUUUGAACACUACAACAUCCCUGCUUUUUUCUUGUGUAAAACUGCUGUUCUAACAGCUUUUGCUAAUGGGAGAUCUACAGGUCUCAUUUUGGAUAGUGGAGCAACACACACCACUGCUAUUCCAGUGCAUGAUGGAUAUGUACUUCAGCAAGGUAUUGUGAAGUCACCACUUGCAGGAGACUUUAUAACUAUGCAAUGCCGAGAAUUGUUUCAGGAAAUGAACAUAGAGAUAAUUCCUCCAUAUAUGAUUGCUUCAAAGGAGGCAGUUCGUGAGGGGUCACCAGCAAAUUGGAAGAGAAAAGAGAAGUUACCCCAGGUCACUAGGUCUUGGCACAACUACAUGUGUAAUUGUGUCAUUCAGGACUUCCAGGCUUCCGUCCUCCAAGUAUCAGAUUCAACCUAUGAUGAACAGGUAGCAGCGCAGAUGCCGACAGUUCAUUAUGAGUUCCCUAAUGGCUAUAACUGUGACUUUGGUGCUGAGCGUCUAAAAAUCCCUGAAGGAUUGUUUGACCCUUCUAAUGUAAAGGGUUUAUCUGGUAACACGAUGUUGGGCGUGAGCCACGUUGUCACAACAAGUGUUGGAAUGUGUGAUAUAGACAUCAGGCCGGGCCUCUAUGGCAGUGUGAUUGUAGCGGGAGGAAACACUCUAAUACAGAGUUUCACAGACAGAUUGAACAGAGAGCUGUCCCAGAAGACUCCACCGAGCAUGCGUCUGAAGUUGAUAGCAAACAACACAACAGUUGAGCGAAGGUUCAGCUCGUGGAUUGGUGGUUCGAUUUUGGCUUCUUUGGGUACUUUUCAACAGAUGUGGAUUUCUAAACAAGAAUAUGAAGAAGGAGGGAAACAGUGUGUAGAAAGAAAAUGUCCUUAAACCUCUUACUGUGAAAACUGCUGCCUGCUCAGUGCUCCUUCUGUUUUAUAGCUUUAGCAUACUCAGGAAUGGGAUGGACUUUUUUUGUAGAAAGUUUAUAUUGGAUUUUUUGCAUAAUUCAAGUUCCAUUUUAACAAACCUUAGAAAUUUUGAGACCUAAUUGGUACUAUCAUAGAAAAAGGAUGUUUACAUCCCUUGUAAAGCAAUAAUUUACAUAACAAGCAUUUUAUAAUUUUGUAUAAAUGUCUAUUUUCUCUAGCAUUUUUUCCUGGGAACAGCUUUACAGGUUAGCUGAUAGAGGCAUAACCUUGCAAAUACCUGUGCAAAUCUAUUAAAAAUCUCUUGUCUACUUUCA